Molecule: messenger RNA, 969 nt
Organism: Symbiodinium natans
Lineage: Eukaryota; Dinophyceae; Suessiales; Symbiodiniaceae
Source: the annotation of a GenBank genome assembly
AUGACGACUGUGAGACUCUCCUACAUGUCGGGCGAGCUCUUGGCAGAACUCCCCGGGCUGACACCAGAAGACACGCUGGAGACCGUGAAGGCCUUGGGUGAUGAGCAUCUCCCCCUGGGAGUUUCCAUUACCUCGCUGCUGAAGCCCGCAGAUGCCAAUGAGACAGCGCUGGAAGGUGCGCAGGCCUUGGGCACGGAGGGUGUAGUGGAGCUGUCAGUGGUGACGGGAGAGCAGAUACCAGAGAGGUACGUCACCCUGGACAAUGGAGGAGAGCCCUUCCUGGUGAGCAUUUUAUCUCGGAAGGAGAAGCACUCCGUGAUGCUCUGCAAAUGGAAACAAGUAGCUGAACCAGAGGAAGGUGAACCAGAGCAGCAGAGGAUGCUUCGAAAUUAUGACAUCUCAAACCCCUUCUUCCAAGAUGCAGUGGAGAAGGUCUUCGUUGGCAAGAGUCCCUUGAACGAGAUGACGCGAUUCAGCGGGGGGCAUGGUCCACGCUUUGAUGGAAAUUCUAUCCUUCUGAAGAAGAAGGGAGGCGACUACAUUUUUGUGGGCCAUGAAGUCUAUGCAUUUCGGGCUUCGGAGAUAGUAGACUUCGUUUCUCCCGUGGGCAACAGCAGCGUUCCAUAUCCAUAUGCUGUAGAUGUGGAGGGUCGCUACAUUCUCUUCAUUGAGCAUGUCGUGAUGCCGAGACCUGGGAAGACUGGGAAGAUGGAUGAUGAUCCGUACCGGGUCUAUUAUGACAUGAGAUUCGAUCAAUGUGACUUUGAGCUGACCUACCAGAACCGCCGUAUGGGGCCGGUGGGAGCGGUUGCUGGUCGCUUUCCCGAUGGAUCCACCUUUCACAAGAUCUCUAAGGAGGGGAAGGAAGAACUCUCGCGAGAGAGGCUCCGGGACUUGGGGCUUGAGAUGAUGUCAGCCCAUGGCCUGAUGCCCUUGGAGCGACUGGAGACCUUGGCGGAGCGAAUGUAG